AUGGUCACUCCAAACAGAGCGUCUCUCUUGAGAAAGGGUUUAUAUACACCAACGACACCUACCAGUCUUCCUUUAGGGAAGACGUAUAAUGAAGAUUCUCCAUUUUAUCAUGAUCAUGCAAUGUCAUUCACACCAUUGAGUCAAAAUCGAGAUCACACUCAAGCGAUAAGACAUACGAGAAUGAGGAACAAGACUCAAAUGCCUUUCACUAAAGAUUGUCUACCAGUUCAGGGUACAACAACCAAUGAGAGUCUCUUUGAAUCCCCAAAACAUCGCAAUAAUUCACAUGGAUAUAGCAGAAAUCAAAUAAUAUUUUCACCAGCCUACAGCCAUAUAUCAACCCCAGAUGCGCUUCAUUCUGACCGUACUUAUGACACCAGUCUACUUUCACCAAAUAGAACCCCUACAAAUGCAGAGCAGUUAGAGGAAUGUACGACACCUCGAUUAAAUUAUCGAUAUAACCGUACCGACCUUAUCAGUCGAUUGAUAGACGAAGACAUUCGACUAGAAAGAAUAGAAAAAAAUAUACAAGCAAUUGGAGAAAUGGCAUCAAGUAUCUCCAGAGAAUCACAUAAAGCAAUAUCAGUCUUCAAGUGUAUCCGGUCUUCACCAAUCGACAAAGACAUUUUGGAAAACCAUAGAGAUAUUUCAUUACCUGACCCUUUCCUGUCUCGACCAUUCUUGAAUAAUCAAACUCCAAUUUUAGAAAAUACUCCUGAAAUACGGACAAUGAGAAGUAUUACAAUCAAAGACUCGACGAACAAAGCAUCAAGCUCAUAUGAACAUAUAAAUAAUCAAAACAAAGAGGAAACAUCUGCGGAAUCCGUAGCUCUACAAAGAACAAAAGUAAAUAAUAUCUAUAUCAAUGAUUUAUUGUCUCAGCAAUUAGCAAAUCGAGGGUCUAUUAACCACACACCUCUCAUAAAUCAUUUGUACGCCAAAAUUACAUCCCAGAAGAAUUAUGUCCAUCAGCCAUCAUCUGAGGAAUAUAACCUAUCAGCACAGAACGAGAAUCAACACCACCGCAAGUAUGCGUUAAAAAGGAAUUCCAGAGCAAGACACAAUAGGCCUACUCCAUAUGCACGACAGACCAGAAAAGAAAAUUAUGAAGAAUCAGGUCAUAUACGCACACUGAAAGAAGAGUUGGAUUUGGCUCAAGAAAAAGAUAAUAAGAUCAGGCUAGAAAAACAGUAUCGAGACAUCAAGAACAAAUGUUUCUCUUUGGAAGAAAAAGAAUUUGGUCAAUAUAAACUUGACGAAGAAGACCCUAUACUAGUUGACUUAUUAAGCACAGAUAUAAUUUGGAAAGAUAAUAUUGGCCAUAUUUCGGGCGAUGAAUGGACAUUCGCUGGAAAACAUUAUCUACUCCAUGAAAAAUAA
Molecule: messenger RNA, 1380 nt
Organism: Phycomyces blakesleeanus NRRL 1555(-)
Lineage: Eukaryota; Fungi; Mucoromycota; Mucoromycetes; Mucorales; Phycomycetaceae
Exons: 6
Coding region: 1-1380 (459 amino acids)
Source: RefSeq, a predicted model, not a curated record